AAUUGCUUACAAAUAAUGGAGAAAAUACUAGUUGAACCCCGAGAUGGAUCUGUGGUAUCAUGUUUGUCUAACAUCCUCCAAACGAGUGCUGAAGAAGCAUUCGCAAGUAGUGAUACAUUCAAGGUUGGAUUAUCAGGAGGAUCUUUAAUAUUAUUAUUGGCUCAAAGUUUACCUAAUAUUAAAACUGAUUGGAGUAGAUGGAACUUUUUCUUUUGUGAUGAAAGAGUUGUUCCCUUUGAUAGCAAUGAUUCCACUUAUGGAGAAUAUAAAUCAAAUUUGAUUGGAAAAAUACCAAUAAGUGAAGAUCAAUUUAUAAAAAUUAAUCCUGAUUUAUCUGCUGAAGAUGCUGCAAAAGAUUAUAUUAAGAAGAUGUCCGUUUUUUUUCCUCCUGAUCGUGUUCCAUGUUUUGAUGUUCUUCUUUUGGGAUUGGGUCCAGAUGGACAUAUAUGUUCUCUUUUUCCUGGUCAUAAGCUUUUGAAUGAAGCCAGUUUAUGGGUCUGUCCUAUAAAUGAUUCUCCUAAGCCACCACCAUCUCGUAUUACUCUUACUCUUCCUGUGAUAAAUAAUGCAAAAAAAUGCAUAUUUGCUGUUACCGGAUCUAGCAAAGCAGAAAUUAUUAAGCGAAUUUUGCAAGACAAAGAAAAUUUACCAGCUGCUCGUGUACAACCACACAAUGGAGAAUUAUAUUGGAUCUUAGAUGAAGCUGCUGCAAAAUUCUUAGGAACAGCCUAAACAAGAUAUUCAAUAAAAUUAACUUACAUUCCACGUCAA
Messenger RNA from Apis cerana (Asiatic honeybee), 771 nucleotides. RefSeq names its product 6-phosphogluconolactonase (gene Pgls). Gene Ontology annotation, biological process: carbohydrate metabolic process; pentose-phosphate shunt. The record is from RefSeq and is a predicted model, not a curated record. Gene Ontology annotation, molecular function: 6-phosphogluconolactonase activity. NCBI's taxonomy places the organism in Eukaryota, Metazoa, Arthropoda, Insecta, Hymenoptera, Apidae.